This is a messenger RNA of Spea bombifrons (plains spadefoot toad), 2156 nucleotides long. Its product is annotated as solute carrier organic anion transporter family member 1C1-like. Gene Ontology annotation, biological process: transmembrane transport; sodium-independent organic anion transport. The record is from RefSeq and is a predicted model, not a curated record. Gene Ontology annotation, molecular function: protein binding. The coding region runs from base 1 to 1983 and encodes 660 amino acids. The transcript has 13 exons. Gene Ontology annotation, cellular component: membrane. NCBI's taxonomy places the organism in Eukaryota, Metazoa, Chordata, Amphibia, Anura, Pelobatidae.
AUGUUCCUGGGGGCUCUGAGUUUUCUGUAUUUUGCGAAAGCUCUGUCGGGAAGUUAUCUGAAAAGCUCCAUCACGCAGAUCGAGAGACGAUUCGAGAUCCCCUCUUCUCUUGUCGGCGUCAUUGACGGCAGCUUCGAGAUCGGAAACCUCCUGGUUAUAAUCGUCGUGAGUUACUUUGGAGCCAAACUGCACCGGCCCAAAAUAAUUGCCGCGGGGUGUCUGAUCAUGUCGGCCGGAACCUUUUUCAUUGCGAUGCCCCAUUUUUUUAUGGCUCGCUAUUCUUAUGGGAAGGCUCUGUUACAUUCUUCAAAUUAUACAAGCAAUCUCUCUCCGUGUCUACAAAUGAUCUCUGACGUGGAAAUGAGCGCCGAUAUCUGUCCGUUGGAAGCGUCGUCCUCCUGGGUCUCCGGCUGCGACGCGGACGUGGAAAGCUCUCUGUGGGUUUACGUCUUAUUGGGGAACCUCCUGCGUGGAAUUGGAGAAGCGCCGAUACAACCUCUGGGAAUAUCUUAUCUGGACGAUUAUUCCAGAGAGGAGGACUCCGCUUUCUAUAUCGGAUGCGUCCAAACGGCUGCCGUAGUCGGACCGAUAUUCGGCUUCCUGUUGGGAUCGUUGUGCGCCCGCCUGUUUGUUGAUUUUGGCGCCGUGGACUUAGACCAAGUGGCCAUCACGCCGGAGGACGCCCAGUGGAUUGGAGCGUGGUGGCUCGGUUACCUGGUAGCCGGGGCGGUCAGUUCUCUCGCCACAAUACCUUUCUGGUUCUUACCGAACGAGCAAAACCAGACAGAAGUCCGGAAGAACUCCAGCACCGCGUCGGAGCGAUCCGUGUUCAUCUUAGAAGAAGUCAGCGGGCGGAAGACGCAGAUGCUGAAGAUGGCAAAAGAGUUUUUGCCGUCGCUGAGAGACGUUUUGGGGAAUCCGGUGUAUUUUCUGUAUGUGUGCGGGAGCGUUUUCCAGUAUAACUCGUUAAUCGGGAUGGUCACCUACAAACCCAAAUACAUCGAGCAGCAGUACGGACAGACGUCGUCCACAACCAAUUUCAUCAUCGGCCUGAUAAACGUCCCCGCAGUGGCCCUCGGGAUUUUUUCUGGAGGGGUCAUAAUGAAAAAGUUCCGGGUGGAUAUUUUGGGGGCCGCGCAGCUCCUGCUCGGCUCCUCGGUUGUCGGAUAUCUGAUGCUCUUGUCUUUGUUUGCUUUGGGAUGUGAAAAUUCCUCGGUGGCCGGACUCACGGUCUCCUACCAGGGAUUUCCGCCCGUCUUGGAUCCGGAAGCCGCGGAUUCCGGGUGUAACUUGAGCUGCUUCUGCCCCGGGAAUCAGUGGGAUCCGGUCUGCGGGGAGAAUGGGGUCACCUACUUCUCAGCGUGUUUUGCGGGUUGCAGGUCCUCUAACGGGACUGGGAGAAUGACGACGUUUUCUAACUGCAGUUGCGUGGCCCCCAGAGUGUGGCCCCCUGUCGGUGGCUCCGCCGUGCCGGGUCCCUGCGCUAAAGGGCUCUAUUGCUCUAAAAAGCUCCUGUAUUUUGUCAUCGUUUCAGUCGUUACCUCCUUCGCCCUGUCAUUCGGCGGCACCCCGGGGUACAUCUUACUUUUGAGGUGCACGAAGCGCGAGCUGAAGCCCCUGGCGCUGGGUAUUUAUACGAUGGCGGUGCGGGUCCUCGCCGGAGUUCCCGCCCCGGUGUAUUUUGGGGCGUUGAUUGACAGCGUUUGCCUAAAAUGGAGUAACAGGAAGUGCCGAGGGAAAGGCGCAUGCAGACUGUACAACACCGACGGCUUCCGGUACGUUUAUCUCGGCGUCACGGCGGCGCUGGGCUCGGCCUUCAUCUUCCUCAACGCUGUUGUCGUCUUCAUGUUAAGGAAACGCAGAAUUGCGACCAAUAAGAGGGUGACCGGCGGCGCAUGUCAGAGAUUGGCCAACCAGAGCGUUGGCGGGAAGUCGCAUCUCACGCAACCCGCGUAUUCCUCGCAAGAAGAGACGCAGCUUUGAGAGGGCGGCCGAGACUGGAACCUGUGAAUAUAGACCACGCCCUCUUUUAACUCUUUGCAACCUAAAUUAUGUUGAACGCGUUGGGAGGGAAAGCCGACUCACGUGGCUAACAAACCAGAAAUGACUUUCGCGGUUCAGUAAACCUAUAAAAUAUUUGCAACCCCGAAUAUGCG